AUGUCUUAAGUCCACGGGAGUUCAAUAUUGAAUAAAGAAAACCCUAAUAAGGCUCCUGAUCAUUUGGGAUCAAAUGUCUUUACAGACUUGCUAUCGUCUACAUUUUAUACAGUUAUUGGCUAUGUUUGUUUAGAUGUUGUAUUUGGAAUCAGUUUACAUUUCAUUGCCCAACAUAAUGACCCAAAUGCAGUUGCAGGUUUAGGAUUAGCCUUUACAACAGUGAAUGUGCUGCUGAUCCCAAUGGCUUUAGGUAAUUAUAAAAUUUGAGAACAAGGAACGAAUUAAUCUUUGAAUGUGCAUUCAGCGUAGGCUUUGGGAGCUAAGAAGCCAAAGUUAGCCCAGAGUUACUUCACAUUGACAGUCUUCAUCCAUUUGAUGUACUUUAUUCCCUUUUCAAGUACUCGAAUUUAGUUAAUCAAAUAGUCAUCCUGAUUCUGAUUAAACCCCUGAUAGCUAAGACCAUUAAUGAAGAUGAUAGAGAUGCUACAUCAGAUGCAUCCCAGAUAUAUCUAUACUAUUUAUUACCAUCAACGUUGUUUGCCAUAUUGUAUGAAUGCAUGAAAAGCUAUAUGAUAGCGCAUAAGGUAACACAUUUAAACUAAGAUCUAGAUUUUUGCAGUCUUCAUGUUCAUACAACUAGGUACAGCAGCACUCCACACUUUGUGGUGUUAUUUGUUUAUCGAUUAUUUGGACAUUGGAGGAGGCAUAGCAGGAGCAGGACUGGCCAUCAUUUGUACUGAGGUUCUGAAUUGUGUAUUCUGUCUCAUAGCUAUAUGUGGAACUAAAUAUAAGAAGGAAGUAUUUAGUGAUUAUAAGUUUAAAUUCACAAUGAGAAAAAAGGAGAAGAAAUUGUUUUCAAGUUUUCUGAGAGGUUCUAUACCAAUUAUUGGACAUAUAUAUGCAGAUUACUUCGUCUUCUUCUUAUUGAACUUUAUAGCUGUAGGAUUUGGCUCUGAUCAAUUGAAUGCCUAAUUGGCGUUAUCAAACACUUCGAAUUUUUAUUAUAAAUUUCCCAUUUCUCUAUCUUUAGCCUUGAUGACCUUCGUCGGCAAUGAGAUGGGUGCCAAGAAUAUCAAGAGAGCCAAAAGAUAUUCAUGGGUGGGUGUCCUAUUAUUUAUUGGAUUCACAAUAAUAUUUUUGAGUGCUUUAACCUUUUUCAAGUAAACCUGGGCUGAGUUCUAUUCGGCUGGCAGACAGGAAAUCACAGAUCUGAUAUUGGAAGUAUAUCCCAUCUUUGUAUUUGGGUUUUUUGUUAUCGAUGGUUUACAAGGGACAUUAACCGGUAUUUUGAAAGGAAUCGAGAGAAAAGAUUUCGUAACCUAUUCUACAUUACUUGUCUAUUACUUGAUUGGAAUACCCUUAGUUGUGUACUUUGCUUAUGACUUUGGAUUGGGCAAGAAAGUCUAUGGAAUUUGGCUUGCUUUUGGUAUAGUGAAUGCAGUUCUAGCUAUCUUGUAUCUAAUCCUGACCUUUACAACAAAUUGGUCGGACAUGAGCAGAAAAAUCUGUUCGAGGAUUGAGGAUCAACACAAGAUGUAAAAUCUAAACGAUUCUCUAAACAAGGACUUUGAGGAGGACCCAGAAAAUUUGAAGAAGAAAAGAAAAGUUAAGUCUUCUAAAGUGCAGGUAUCAAGAUAUAAUAAUUUAAGUAAUCCAAACCGAAGAAAGAUGAAAAUGAGGUUAAUUCUGCAGAAAAGAAACCAAAGAAGGAAAGGAAACACAGAAGACCUGCUGAUGAUGAGCAAUAAUUCAGUUUGUAAGCACCCGACCCAACCAAAAUCACAAAGUAAGAGGUUGAUACAGCGCCAAUUAUGUCUUGACCUUUUUAUAAUUCCAA
Messenger RNA from Paramecium octaurelia, 1837 nucleotides. The record is from the annotation of a GenBank genome assembly. Lineage: Eukaryota; Ciliophora; Oligohymenophorea; Peniculida; Parameciidae.